CAACCACAUUCACCAUGGCAGAUGUUUUGCCCAUGCGUGUGAUGCCUAUGGUGUCUCCCAUACCGAAGGGUGCUUCGAAAUCUGCGCGGCCGAAGCGCAUCUCUUUCCUAGAUCUUCCCGGCGAGCUGAGGAACUCGAUCUAUGCUCUGGUUGUCGAAAUUCCUGAUCCGCUGUUGAUCGCAGGAGUUGAACGUCCGGCCCUAUAUCGUCGUCCUGGAGAUGGGAAUCAUGCUUUGACAGCCUCGGAAUCUCAGACUCACUGUACUACUGAUUGCUACACAGGGACUGGAAGGUUAGAUCCUACAUGUCUAUUGAGCACGAACCAUCCCUGUAUUGAUCUCUUCCUGAGCUGCCGCCAAAUUUACCACGAGGUUGCUUCUGUGUUCUUCGUGAACAACACUUUUUCCAUCAUCCGAGAAACACACUUCCACGAUUGGAGAGGCUUUUCCUUCGCGGCUCUUCAUUCUUGGCUUCUGCAAAUGGGGUCUCAAAGGCACAUGCUUCGAAAGAUCGGGAUCGGUGUCGAAACGCUCUGUCCUGAAAGUUGUGACCAGGAAGACACAAUUGCACACAACUUGGACUUGGAGACGCUGACUGUUGAUCUGUGGGCUGUUGUGGGAGCCAUGUGGAGCUCUCAGAUUUCAGCCAAGAUUUCGUUACAAUAUCAACCGCCGCUUCUAGCGGGUAGAAAUACUGGUUACCAUCACCUUACUUAUGAUCGUCGACACUACGAUUUUGCGGCACUCGAAAGGCUCCUUGAAGCAAUCAUUCAGGAAGAUAGCCUCCACAUUCGAAGAUACGCGCGACUCAUAAGACAUAUAUAUGUCAAUCCUCAAGGUAAUGAAGGUGUUGUCCUCUACGUGUCGAGCACCAAACAUGAGUGCGACGAUAAAGGGUGGGAUUUCAGACCCUCCCGCUAUCACGCUUGCCUGGAUAACCGUCAGUACUUCUCAAUAGAGUCGGGUUCAGCAAUUCGGAUCAAGAGGCAUCAUCCGACCUUGCUCACUUUGCCGGGCCAUCUACGUAACGAUAUUUUUGGGCGCGUCCUCUACCCUCAGGGCAUCACCCACGUGGAUGUGGAUACAACAGGCCCCAUUGCUCUUGUUGCGCCAGGUUUGCGGUUUGUGAACAAAGAACUAUACGAGAGUUAUGACAUAGGGUGCUUCUGGUGGGAUAGCCCUCUCGUUCUCAGUACAUCUGUAGACUGUGACAAACCGUCUUCCACCAACUUCGCCGGUCUUCGUCGUUGGUUUUCUGCUGGAGCUAGUCAAAUGUUACCCUAUCGCGGACGAAUAACCGCUUCAAUGAAGAGUACGCCGGAUAUCAUAAUCCACUUGAACGUCCAGGUCCCAGGUCUAUGGUCAUCGGUAAAAUCGCUGGAGGCCAAUGCCAAUCCGAAAUGGGAGUUGAAAAAGCUGAGACUGGAUAUCCGAGAAUUGAUACUCGUUACGGCCCAUCUUCCCGCAUUCAUGGCGCGUAAUCGUACACAGGAUCACCAGCAAGUAACCAUUGAGCUUGCAAUAUGGAAAGCAGACCAAAAAGGGAGAAGCCAAGUACGCGCGAAACAUGAGUUCUCGCUCUCGGACUUACGCACCAACGUAAUGCGUGGUAUAGCCUGUCUGACCGCAGUACAUGGACUAGACAGGAAGGCACAAUGUCCGCAGAUUUUCAUCAACGGAUAUGGCGAGGCUGUGGGAUAUUCAUGUUGGCGUUCUGCGGUCUCUGCGUACGAUGUGCCACCAGUCCCGUUCAAUAUUCUCGAUACGGGCUUUGAUUGGGAUUCGGCAUUGGAAGAACACAAGAGGCCCUAUAGGUUAUUUGAUGGUUCCAUAGCGUGUUACGCUGACUACCUGUGGCGUGUGUUCACAGGCGGAGAUCCUGAUGAGUGCGCAAAGAUGGUCUUCUGCCUGCGUGAGGAUUGAUAACCAUGGGCCAAUUGUGCGCAUCAUGUCUUUCAAUUUGAUCCGAUCUCAGUGUUCGGGUUGAGGCUCGGCCGAUAGAAUGCGAAAUUGCGAAUAAACCCAGACACACGACAAGGAGUGGGUAUAGUGAUAUAGCUGUGUUUAUGCACGUUCAGUUUAUAGCAACACAGAUCUUUGGAAUAGACAUGGAGCUUGUAGACGAUGAUUUCCAAAAAGCAGAUCAGUAUGCGAAACGCCAUCGUCAAUCAAGCUUUAUACAUUAUCUACUACUCGUUGUGCGGCAUUAUCUUUCCGACAAUACAUAUUAAGGACUACCC
Dothidotthia symphoricarpi CBS 119687 is the source of this 2239-nucleotide messenger RNA. RefSeq lists its product as uncharacterized. The record is from RefSeq and is a predicted model, not a curated record. The transcript is spliced from 3 exons. Bases 15 to 1922 code for a protein of 635 amino acids. NCBI's taxonomy places the organism in Eukaryota, Fungi, Ascomycota, Dothideomycetes, Pleosporales, Dothidotthiaceae.